This is a messenger RNA of Drosophila erecta, 479 nucleotides long. RefSeq names its product neuropeptide-like 2 (gene Nplp2). Bases 84 to 344 code for a protein of 86 amino acids. Lineage: Eukaryota; Metazoa; Arthropoda; Insecta; Diptera; Drosophilidae. The record is from RefSeq and is a predicted model, not a curated record. The transcript is spliced from 3 exons.
GUAGUUUGGCAGAGCUUCAAUCAGUACUCAAGUCGUCGUUCUCCAGUUCAGAGUUCCACAGCAGUUACAAAAACCAAACUAAAAUGGCCAAGAUCGCAAUUGCCUUCUUUCUGUUCGCCCUGUUCGCCGUGGCCAUGGCCGCUCGCGUCGUCCGUGAAGAGCCCAGUGCCGCCGCUGAUCCGCUGGAGAACGCCAGGGCUGUGCUGAACAAAGCUAUUGACGAUUUGAAAGGCCUGACCCCCGAAAAGAUUCAGGGUUUCAUUUCGGAAGGUAUUGAGAACGCUAAGGACAGUUUAGACAAAAUUAACGACGCGGUCCAGCAGAAACAAAGCAAAUCCACCUAAGACGUUGUUGGAUAGCCAUAUAUCAGUACACCGAAGACGACUCUAAUAAAUGUUUUAACUUUAACUUUAGUUGUUACAUUCUUAAUGAAGACUAAAAAUGAAAUUAAAACGUUAAUUGCCUUUAACACAUAAACA